This is a messenger RNA of Saprolegnia parasitica CBS 223.65, 680 nucleotides long. RefSeq lists its product as hypothetical. The coding region runs from base 47 to 583 and encodes 178 amino acids. The transcript has a single exon. The record is from RefSeq and is a predicted model, not a curated record. Gene Ontology annotation, molecular function: protein binding. Lineage: Eukaryota; Oomycota; Saprolegniomycetes; Saprolegniales; Saprolegniaceae.
GCCUUUCCCACUUUGCACUUUACGAUUUCCUUCUUUCCUCAGAAGCAUGCCUUACUUCCCGGUGUCGCCGACCAACAUGUGCAAGGUCGUCGACCUCAGCACUGCCGUGCCCACCAAGGCGGCGCCGCAAUGGCAACCGACGUGUCCGACAACCCACCUGACAGUGGCUGCCACUAAGCAGUGGCAGGCCUUCCGCAGUGCCACACCGGCGACCGACUUCACCGUCGCAUUCCAGUCGCUUGGCUGUCGCUACCUCGUGCUCGGGCUCAGCGCCGAGCCGUGCGCACACCAGAGUGAUGUGACCGGUGUCCAAUUCGACAUUCGCACCGGCGCCGUGCUCCGGUCAUCUAAGCAGUUGGUCGAUUUUGCGUCCGACGCCGCGUACACGGUCGAGUGGCAGGCCAGCGACGAGCUCGUCGUUCGCGUCCAGCUCGACGCAAAGACGCGCACCUUGCACUAUUUUGUCAACGGCCGCGCGACCGGCGUGUCCCUCCGCAACGUCCCCGACGCAUGCGUGUACCCGGCCGUCGCGCUCCGAGGCGCGGCCCUCGACGCGUCCGUGACAGAACUCACGCUUCAGUGAGCGCCAUCCACAUACUGAAUUAAACUAUGAUUUCCUCCUAAACCUAAAACGACGGUAAACACGUUGCAUCCUUUUUGAGGUUCUGCGUACUACAUCG